AUGCCAUACAAGGCCAUUUUGGCGUCUUGCCUACUGCUUCUUAGAACUGCCUACGCAGUGCCUGCGGCCGUUCCUCCCAACGGUGUCGAUGAAGCUCGAUGGGGUCCUGGCGGACGAUGGAGUGACAGGCCUGGUUCUUGGAACCCCCGUGGAGGGCAAUAUGACUUGCCACUUGACUGGGAUCCUCUCGGUUUCGCUUCCAGAAUUGGUGUUGGAUCGCCCAGAUUCGACUACAAAGUCUUUGUCGACUGGACCUGGGUCAGCAACAUUGUGACUACGCCCAAGUGUUAUGGCCAGUGGAAUCCGAGUCUUUGUCUGCAUCCUCAGCAACCCUACUGGGAUCCUCGCAAUUCCACCACGUUCAAAAAUUUGACAAGCGAGUACGCUGAUCGCUCAUGGAGGCCCAACCACUUUUUCAUGCAAGACCCCAUGAGCAUCGAGUAUGGCUCAGAUUUGUUGCAUAUUGGGCCUGUUACUGGAGAAGCUGUCCUGCAGUUAACAGACCUCCAAUUCAACGUCUCGGCCAAAUACGGAACCCCAUUCCCUUUCACAGGUAUUUUCGGCAUGUCACCGGUCUUUCGUGGUGAUGACGUUGACUAUCAGUCCGCCUAUUAUCAGCAAUGGAUGAAUGGCCGCUGGAGAACGGCACAUACCGGGUUCGUAUACUGUCAUGAAGAAUCUCGCAAGCCUGUUUGCAACGGGCAUGAUGGUAUCCAGACCAUGGGCGGCAUCCGCCGCGAUCUCAUCAAGAACCAAAAGAUCUGGUGGUACGAUGUGAGGCUGUACCCCGAUGUCAACACCCUAGACUUUGUGUAUAACCCGCCCGUAUACAACUACUGGGGCAUCGAACUUGCAGGCCUCAAGAUUGGCACCGAAGUCCAGAAGAUUGAGCCUACAUCAAACAGCUCUGGCAAGGGUGCCAUUUUCGACCACGCCGCCUACGGUCGUGGCACUCCAUUGACUCCAAACGCCUACGCCAGACUGGCCCAGAUCACGGGUGGAAAGCCCGUGGAACUCAAGGAGCCUCCCAACAAUGGAGAGCAGAAAUUCUUCUCAGUCGACUGCUCCAAGCUCAAGUCGUUCCCCAGCAUCAAGUACAAGUUCACGGGCAGUAGCCGAGAAUGGGCCGUCACCCCCGAAAUGUAUGUCGAGAAGAUGAAGGACGGUUCUUGCGUGCUCAACGUCCGAACUCUUGCCAGUGGUGACAAGUUCAUCGGGAACUUUGGCGAGACGUUUGCUAAGGAGAAGUACAUUAUUCUUGACUUCGAGAAGAACCGGGUUGGCAUCGCAGAUAUGCAAUGGUAA
Molecule: messenger RNA, 1305 nt
Organism: Metarhizium robertsii ARSEF 23
Lineage: Eukaryota; Fungi; Ascomycota; Sordariomycetes; Hypocreales; Clavicipitaceae
Product: aspartic protease
Exons: 3
Coding region: 1-1305 (434 amino acids)
Biological process (GO): proteolysis
Molecular function (GO): aspartic-type endopeptidase activity
Source: RefSeq, a predicted model, not a curated record